Messenger RNA from Somion occarium, 2015 nucleotides. The record is from the annotation of a GenBank genome assembly. Lineage: Eukaryota; Fungi; Basidiomycota; Agaricomycetes; Polyporales; Cerrenaceae.
AUGUGCUUGACGUCCAAAUAGUUGUUCACUGUUCGGGAAUCUGUGUAUUUCGUCUACUACUAGAUCCUCUGUAUAGCUCGCGACUGCAAUGUUUCAUCGUACCUCUGGUGUUAUUGCAGCACGAAUCAACGAUUUACCUAACACUUUGGCUUCCUCGAGGCCCGAUCGAAAUGGUCAUAUCUUUGAUACAUAAGCUCCCAAGGAAAAGUUAUCCGCUAUCUCCUCCCGACGUCUUGAGCCAUUGGUAACUCGUGCUGACCUGGACAACAGUAAGUACUUCAGUUUCAGUAACGGUGAGUGAUCCUUGGCAUUGAUUACUACUUGAAUUGUAAUCUACUAAGCGACACGCCGCAGGCAAGUUAGAAACCCAGAUCUUCAACACGGCAUCUGGACUCGUUGGGUCACUAGAACAUAGGCACAGCCGUACAGCGCACACGGGUGUACCUUUGAUCGCGUACUGACAAGGCUACAUACCACUGACUUUAUCGUAGAAUAGGCAGUUGUGAUCUCCUUCGAUCAGGUCAUACGUUCCAAGCAUGACUUCCGUUGAUCUCACGCAAUACAGCUAUGGCGUAUCCUAUAAUCCAUCAAGCACCACCACUACAGCACCUCGUAAUGCCAAAUCAUCAAUCCAAACUCUGCAGCAAAGCAGCUCUGUGGCAUAUAUCCGUCUCCAAUGGGUUGACCUCAUUAACAACAUCCGAUUCAGGGUCAUAUCUAAGAAGUACUUUAUCAAACUUCUGGAGAGUUCUCGCUCAGGUGUUGGUCUUACGAACGCAUCUCUGGGACUAGUGUUUCUUGCAACUGCUCCCGAAUUUGGUUCUUCUAGAGAGUAUCUCUAUGUGCCCGACAUUUCGAGUUACCAGAUUUGCCCUUGCGCGCCUGGCCACGCCAGUAUCAUGGGUUUCUUCCAAGAGAAGAUGUUGUUGCUGAAUGGAAGUUUGAGUGUUCCCCUCUGUCCUCGUACCUUGCUUCAGAAAACCGUGAAUGAUGCUAAAGCGAAGUCUGGAAUCUCCUUCCUGGUGGGCGUUGAAUCAGAAUUCAUUCUCUUGAAGGAAACGUCGCCGAAAGUGGUAGCUGUCAACCGUGGAGAUUGGUCGGCAUCAUCGAAGCUACCAUCUGGUGCUGUUGAGUCUGUUGUCCUGCAAGAGAUCGCCGAAACCCUCCAGGAGGCCGGUAUCGAGCUUCAGAUGUAUCACGCUGAAGCUGCCUCCGGACAGUAUGAAUUAAUUACUGGACCACUAUCGCCUGUUGAGGCAGCGGACGCUCUCAUCUUCACCCGCGAGACCAUCUAUAAUGUCGCCAGCAAGCAUAAGCUGCGGACAAUUUUCGCUCCGAGGUUGCAUAGCGACAGCUGUGGAAGUGCUGCCCACAAUCAUAUCUCUGUUCACUCGGAUAAACCUAUCGCCAUACGAGCUGAGGAUGCUAAGCUCGCACAAAGCUUGAAUGCUCUCGAGCGAUCCUUCUUGCAGGGUGUCCUGUCUCAUCUUGCCAUCUGCGCACUCAUCCUUCCAACGACCUUCUCGUACGGAUGGUAGUCACGAUUAUCGUCUUGGCAUUCCCGACCACACCAAACCCUUCUGCCGCAGACAUGAACUACACAGUCGCGGUAUUUGGUGGAAUCAUAAUUCUCAGCGUGCUUUACUACUAUCUUCCCAGAUACGGGGUCUCUACUGGUUCAGAGGACCCAGAGCAAACAUCGAUGCGUAUCAACAUCGGAAUAAUAACAACGGUAGAGUGUCCGUCGUCGAGAUCUUCGAGAACGAGAAGGAAAAGCGCGUUCGGGAGGAAAACAACUAGUUGGUGUUCACCGAAGGGGCCGACUUUUCGAUUGCAUCUUCCAAGACGCCCUUUGAUUUCUGUCACAAGAAGUUUUCUGCGUAAGAUUUCGUCUACAGUGUAGAUGCGGUAUGCAUUUCCUAUCAUUCUGCGUUUUCACGACUUUCUUUCACAGUAGUUUGCGCUUGUAUCGUACAGUUUGCGAUAUUUGAUUUUACGGUGAUGCCUUCGUACUU